Saccharomyces kudriavzevii IFO 1802 is the source of this 2301-nucleotide messenger RNA. RefSeq lists its product as uncharacterized. The transcript has a single exon. NCBI's taxonomy places the organism in Eukaryota, Fungi, Ascomycota, Saccharomycetes, Saccharomycetales, Saccharomycetaceae. Gene Ontology annotation, biological process: positive regulation of transcription by RNA polymerase II; DNA-templated transcription. Gene Ontology annotation, cellular component: nucleus. Gene Ontology annotation, molecular function: zinc ion binding; DNA-binding transcription factor activity, RNA polymerase II-specific; sequence-specific DNA binding. The record is from RefSeq and is a predicted model, not a curated record. The coding region runs from base 1 to 2301 and encodes 766 amino acids.
AUGAAGAAAGGGAACGGUAAGAGAUCAAAAGUUUUAGUUUUAUCGAGGGAUGCGGGUACCAAUGAACUAAAGCCAACGAGGGGAAGAGCACAUCGAGCCUGCGUGGCCUGUAGAAAGAGGAAAGUACGGUGUAGUGGACAGACACCAUGUCGGCUUUGCCAGAAUAACAGUUUUGAAUGCAAAUAUGAUCGACCUCCAAGGAACUCAUCGGCAUUUGAUAAAGAACUAAGUGACGAUAGCCCCCUGUACUCGCAGAGGGCUUCUCAUCAAGACCAUAAUGAUAACAAGGGUAGGCAAAGUGUCAUUGAUUACAAAAAGAUUACAGAGACAAUAUUUACACCCGAAGCACUUAAUCAAAUAUUCACAUCACCUUCUUUUGACAACCAGCUUUUUUUGGACACUAUUAAGCGGUAUCUACAACAAGGACAAUUGGAUGUUAACAAUGUGAUUCGCCAAAGUCUACCGAAGAAUGCAUCCUGGCACUUGAAAACAAGCGUACCAUUACCUCCCAGAGGUAUUGCCUUGAAGUUCAUCCAGAAAACUUGGGAUUGCGCCUGUGUGCUAUUUAGGUUCUACCACAGACCAACUAUCAUUUCUAUUCUAGACUCCAUAUACGAAGCAGAAAAACUUGGCAAGGAAUACACUGCAGAACAAGUUAAAACGCAACCAUUAAUAUAUUCCGUCUUGGCAGUUGGAGCUUUAUUCUCUAAGGAAGACUUGAGCAAGGAUAGUAACGCAACUAGGGAAUUUUACACAGAUGAAGGCUACAGAUACUUUUUAGAAGCCAAGAAAUCUUUGGACUUCUCUAACAUCACUGAAAUAUACUCAAUACAGGCCAUAUUUAUGAUGACCAUUUUUUUGCAGUGCUCAGCAAACUUGAAAGCUUGCUAUUCGUUCAUCGGAAUUGCUCUUCGUGCAGCGUUAAAAGAAGGUUUGCACAGAAAAUCCUCUAUAGUCGGUCCUACACCGAUUCAAGAUGAGACAAAGAAAAGACUCUUUUGGUCUGUGUACAAACUAGACCUGUACAUGAAUUGUAUUCUUGGUUUCCCGAGCGGUAUCGACGAAUCUGAUAUAGAUCAAGAGUUUCCUCUAGAUGUCGAUGAUGAAAAUAUAUCUACAAUGGGAAUAAAGUUUCAAGAUUGGCGAACGAUAAGUUCUUGUGGAAUGAAUAACAAGCAUACAAAGCUAAUUUUAAUUAUGUCUCGGAUUUACAAACUAAUGUACUCUUUGAGAAGAAAGCCACUAGAAGAGGAUUCCAGGUCGCAAAUUGUAUCGCUGAAUGAUCAACUAGAGAACUGGUAUACACAACUACCUGAUAUUUUGAAGGUUGAUACAAUACGAUAUCGCCAGCCACAACCGCCUGCGAACGUUUGCGCGGAUGAAAGUAGUUCUCCAUACACGAAACCUAAAAAAUUACUAUAUCUGGACUUCCUAUUAUCGAAAAUUGUACUCUACAAACCCUUUUACCACUAUAUUUCUAUAGACCCAUUAGACGUCCCAGAGUUUCAAUUCCAAAUUCAUAUGGCUGAAAACUGUAUCGAAGUAGCCAAGAAAGUCAUCCAAUUAUCUUAUGACAUGAUCAUGCAAAACCUCUUGAGUGGCAGCUAUUGGUUUUCCAUUCAUACAAUCUUCUUCAGUGUGGCGUGCCUCAAAUUUUAUGUCUACCAAACAGAAAAGGGGUUAAUGCGAAAUGGGAAGGCUGAUUCAGACAUAUAUAAUGCUACCCAACUGGGCAGUGAAAUUUUAUCGCUUUUGAAAGGUGCUUCAAACGCAAGUAAACGUACCUUUGAAGUUCUAAACCAACUAUUCAAAGAAUUUAACAAAAAAACAUCUGUACUAUCCGAACAACUUUUGAACAUAGUAAAGCUACAACGCCAAGAAAAUAGCGGGACUUUGACGGUCCAACAGCAAAGUAGCAGUAAUUUCAUGAAGUGCCAGGAAGAAUCGCAGCAUGGACAACAGCAACAACAACAACAACAACAACAACAACAACAACAACAACAACAACAACAACACCAAACUCCAGCCACAAGUCUCCGGUCCAUUCUAAAUUUCCCACAAGGAGAAGGCGAUCUGCAUUUCCAAGGGGCCAUCAAUGAAAGCCAUACAGCAACUGCUGCACAGGAAGAAUACUUGGAUAAACUUCUUGCAGAGUUUGAAGAGUUCGACUACUCAAUUAAUAGAGUGCUGCCGGAUGUCAUCGAUUUUUCCGCACUUAUUGGUCAAGAUUCCGCCAUCAACAAUCAAGCAUUUACCUCAGAAUAUAACUCUGGCCCUACGGUCGGUUGGAAUUCUAAAUAA